UUCGAUGUUGUUAUCCGGUGGAUGUUAUUCAUAUGAUUGACCAUGCUUAAACAUGACGGAAGUAGUUAAUGAAUGAAAUAAAAGUGAUAGUUGGAAAAUAACUAGACCAUAGAGCAACUCCUGUGAACGCAUGGCAAAAACUAAUGUUAUGAGUUAUGACUCAUGUGUAUAAAGUUAAACCCUGAUUUCGAAUUGGACCCAAAACUAAAAUGCUGUUUUGGACAAAGAAGAGAAAACGGCAUCAGUUUGUACCGCUUCAUUGUAUUUUGGUUUGGAAAAUAAGGUUGUCCAAAGCUAUGUUUUAGAGCAUCUCUAACACAUUACUAUUUUCACUUUUAUAAUACUAGCAUUUAGAGGUGAAAUUGCUCCAAUCUACCUCUAUUUCUUCCUCUAUAAUAGAAAUUUCUAUUUUUUCCUCUAUUUAUAAAGGAAGAAAUAGCAUUUCUCUAUUUUUUACUCUAUAUUUUAGAGAUUGAUAUUUUAAGGGAAUACAUUGGAGCAUAUUUCAUCUAUAUUAUAGAGUUCCCCUAUUUUAGAGGUGAAAAUAACAAAAUACAUUGGAGAUGGUCUUAGGCUUUUAGCCCCUCUCCCCUCUCCCCUCGGGCCUCCCCUAAUAUUAUAUCUUCUCUUCGCAGAAUUAAGUGUGUAUACAUGAACGGUUUUAAAAUUUAUAGGACAAAACUAUUACAGUUUCAAAGCCAAAUAUUUCAUAUAUGUUAUUGGAUGAUUUGAAAGUCAGAUAAUUGAUAAAAUAUUAAUCCUUUUUUGUCAAAAAAUAUUUUAAAAUUUGAAGGCUAAUGCGCGUGAAUAUUUUAUUUUGUUUGUUUUCAUGGCCGCCGGCUCAGUGUGUACAUAGAUAAUCGAGGUUUCUCAUGAUACAAGAAAAAAAUGUAGAACACCAUUUAAUUCAGUUGAAACAUGUAACAUUGAAGAUUCAAAAAAGGUCCAUUUUCAUGGGAAAAAAAGCUCGCAAGAAAGCAUUUAACAAGAGAAGACCAAGGAGAAGACGAUGUCCUAGGAAUCGAUGUUCAAUGUCAAAAUGUAAUAAAUUGGUAUAUAUAGAUGUGUUGGAAACUAUUUGGAAAUGUGAUGUAUUAUGUGACCUAUAUAUAACAUCAUUUGUCGUUUAUUGACCAAAAACCAAAACGACAAGUGUUCACUUUGUACGUCGCUUUCAGUCUAAUAAACUAUCGGUUAACUUAGCUGUUCAUGUACUAAUUAUCUGAUUUAAUUAAUCACAUACAAUUAAGCAUAAGAAUCAUGUGGCUUCUUCUUAUCCUCUAAAUGCAAUGUACAGCACAUGUGGGAUUAAUAAUAAUAACCCAUGAAAGUCAAAUAAACCAUUAAACUAAUUCUAGAAAGAAGAAGAAGAAGACAACCAAAACAAUUAGGAAACCUAUGAACCAAACAGACACUUCAUCGUUUAAUUUUGUAAACCGGUUCAAAGUCGGUCGUGUAAGCCAUCUAAAAUUUAUGGCAUAAAUGACUUCUCCGGUUUUCCGUCAACACUAUAUAAUGACAUUUAAGGUCUUUCUCCGGUUUAGCUCAGCUUUGACCAAAACCCCCUCCGUGACGUCAUCAACGCUGACAGUUUCAAUUGUUCUCUUCUGUUCUGAUUCUCACUUUCUGAGAAAUUUCAGACACAACAGAACAUAUAAAACCAAAACAACCUCUGUCUCGCCUCUCUAUGUGAAUAAAUGGAAAAGGCAUCCGACAACAACAACAACUCCAAGAAACUCUCGAAGAUGCUUCAAAAAGCGUUAUCAAUUGGUCACAGUGCGGCGCCGUUUAGUCCGGUAAGAGAUUUCCGUCACCACCGUACGAUUUCUACGGCGAGCAGAGGAUACUUCUUCUCCAGUCCGAUAACACCGUUGCUUCCAACGUCGGCUAGAGCUAGGAGAAGAACCAAGAGCAACGGCGUCGUCGUCGCCGAACCCACUUCGCCUAAAGUCUCCUGCAUCGGUCAGAUCAAACUCGCGAAGUCGAAAUGUCCGGAGAUGAAAAACAGAGAACCUAACACUAAGACUCUCGAAACGUCGUCGUCUUCUCUUGUUAAAGAGGAAGGCAAAGGAAACUGGUCGAUACUAAAACGUCUCUUUUCAACGGGGAGGAAUCCUUUGAAAAAAUCCAGCGCCACGGCCUCUGCCGCCGUCAUCGAACAUCCCGUCGUGGCGGUGGAAGCAGUUACGGCGCCUUCGCUGGGUACGAUGAAGAGGUUCGCGACCAGCAGGGAAUCUCUUGGUGGGUUCGAUUGGAGGGUCGAGAUGAAACGUCAAGAAGAGGAAUCUCGACCGGAUCAUUACACUCCCGAUGACGAAGAGACGACGAUUCCAUUCUCUGUAAGUAUGCCUCUGACUCAGCGAGAGGGUUUGUGUUUGUAUCCAAGACAGAAGAGUGAAGUUAAUUUGUGGGAGAGGAGAACCGUGGAUCGACCAAAACCACUUCAAGUUAAAGCUACUUAUUAAUUUGUCUUCGUUACUUUUCUAUGUAUACUUGUUUUUUUUUUUUGGUCUCUGAACUUGGUUUCUAGUUUUCUACGUAUUAGGUCUGGAUUUUUGUGGAUAUAUUCAUCAAAAUAAUUAUACUUGUGAAUAGAUCAAAACUUUUUUUUAUUUUCGAUCUAAACUUAUACAUCUAUAUCGAGUUUAAGAAGCGAAACAUCGGCCUGUGUAUUGCUUUAAGUACUUGUUAUUGAAUUACAACCAAGUUUUUUCAUGUUUAAAAAAAAACAAGUUUUUUCAUUGAACUGGACUCUAGGUUUGCUAGCAAGAGGAAUAAACUCCUUAGAUAUCGAAAACGAUCACUAGAUACCAUAUUCUACUAACGCUUUGGAUUGGAUCAUACGCUAUACUAGAACACCCGGCACACAAAAAAAACCCCCGAACCUUCUCAAUAUAGAGGCUAUGGCUAUGGAUGAAAAUCUUCUCUUAUGAGUUCUCAGCUCACUUGGAAAAACGGAGGCAAGAAAGAUGACUAAGAGAACAACAACAACAUAAAUGUAUGAUACGUUGGGGAAACGUAAAUGUUUUUUUUUCUGCUACAAGAUGGACACAACCAUUGGCAUAAGGAAUCUUCUUAUGGUCUCUCGCAGUGCCCUGAGAUUUUGGGAAUCUUAUAUGAUUUAGUAAAGAUUUUAAUAAUUUUGGGGCCUAAAUUUUUUUUUUUAUAAAUUUUGGAGUCUAUCUAUAUAUAAUUUUUUUGGCCUAAGACGAAUGUUUAGUUAGGCUUCGUCCAGGACCAGCCCUGCUUGCAAUUCAUCCGUAUACUGAGUAUACACUUGAAGCCUUUCCCAGUCAAAUGGUUUUGAUUACUGCCUUUUGUAUUGGAUAAGCUUCACUAUUACUUGUGGAACAAGUUAUUCAUAAAGGAAUUUGGAUAACUAAUAUAAUUAGGAUUAGGAUAAAUGAGUUUCCUAUAUCAAUAUGUAAUAGGAUAGAAAAGAAUUUCUAUUGACUAUAUAAAUAGAUCAUCAUGCAUGUGUGAUGAAUCCAUAAAGAAGAUAAUAAGCUUGUGUUUAGUUUUGCGUUAAGUUUCUAAACAUAAUAAAAGGAAGGACUCUUUUAUACAAGCUGUUCGAUAUUGUUCUUGGCUACUUUACCUUGAAGAAUACAGGUGAAUCACGCUCAAACACCGUCUGUUCAAAAGCCAAGAUUAUCCAAGCUCGAAGUAGUGAUCUUUAUCUGAGCAAAAGGUUUUAUGAGAAAGUAGGGAUGUUACUUAAUAUUUCAACAUAAAUCUACUCUUUAACUAAAUCAAAAUAACUUUGUGAAUAUUGAAUGUUUAUAAUAUGAACAUGUAAAAAGAGUUUCUACAGAGUAUCUUGAAAUAUGUCAAAUGAGUAACCCUUAUCAGCAUCUCUCUUAUUUUUGCCAUUUUUGAAUUUUUCACUCAUGAGGUAUCUUGCAUACAUAUGCUUGGGAAUGGUAAUCAAGGACUUGGACCGCGAACCUGACCUGUAAAGAUUUGCUGUGGGGCGAAAUUUGCCCUACUAUUUGUAAGUCCGCAAAAUUGCGGGCGAUGGGCUCAAAAAAGGACGAGCCGAAAGCAGGGUAGUUUACAAGUUAACCUGCGGGAUUUUGAAGACCCGCAACCCUCAGUCCCCAUUUUUUAUUUUACCUAAAAUAAUGAGAGAGAGAGAGAGAGAGAAGGUGAUUCAACGUUAUGGAGUUCCGAUGAUGGUGGUUUCAGGGUCGAUGAUGCUUCCGGUCUCCCAAGCACCUUCGAUCUGCACCGAUGAAGCUUCUUCGAGCCAUUAUAAGAAGUUUGAAAACUCACUUUCCAUCGAAAAAGAAGAUCUAGUUCCCGCCAUGGAUUCUUUAUAGUUUUGCCUAUAUGUAUUUGUUCACAUUAUCAUACAUUUUGGAGUUUUACAUUUCAGUACAUAUUUAACUAACUUCUAUUAUUCUUUUUUGCAGAAGAUGAAGUUGAUGGUGAUAAAGAGAAAUCCCCAUCUUUUUGUCGCUUGUUGGUGAUAAAGUUGAAGAUAAGAAGUGUGAUUUAGUGUUUUCUUUUUAUUUACUUUUGGGAUUAUCAUCUUUGAUUUGGUGUUUGGUUUUAUUUAAUUUUGGAUUCAGAAAACUAAAACGUUAUGAGUUAUAAUAUUUGGAUUGAACAACUAAAGCAUUGUUUAUUUUCAAUAUGUUUGGAGUGUAACAAAAGUAACUAAACUAGUGUUUUGAUCCAACUAAAAUCUUCAACUAACAAGUGUAUUGUCUUUUCAAGUUCAAUCCUCGACUAGACUCACUUACUGAUGCGUCAUGAAGCUGUUAAAGUUUUAUGAAUUAUGUCUUGAAAUAUCCAAGAAUCAUAUGUUUGUUUGUAAUUUUAUGUUCCGCAUGCCGAUCCGUAAAAGCUUACAUGUUUUGCAGUACGAAUUUAGUAAGCCAUUUUAAGGAUCACAACUUGUGUAGACCUGACCUGCCGCAAUCUACUCGAAGACGAAUCCGCUACGGUACGAGACGGGACAGGUUUGACAUUCCUACGUAUGCUCUUAGGCUUUCAUAAAUUAAAAAACAAACUACAAAUAUUACAAAUGGCCCAUCAGCCCAAGACACUAAUGUUUGUUCUCGAUACCAACAUAUAAACUUAAGCAAACGUAUUAAAAAACACUUCAAGAGUACAAGAGUUAACUGGAGGAAAAGGUGGGACCCGAUAGAUACUUAGAUAAGAAGAUAGUGACACGACGAUCUAUAUCUACAUUACAUAUCCCUCAUGUCCUUUUCGACGUGAAUCAUCACGAUCUGGAACUGGAAUAUGUUUUUGUAUAUAAAAAUAUAUAUUUCAGAGACACGAUAUCACUUGGCCAUAAUCGAGCAAAAACAAAAGGGAAAUGUCUUUUGUUAGAUAUAUUUUCCUGGAUCUAAGCACAACUCAGAAAGAAUCACGUGAAUUAUAUUAUUUUAUUAAGGAAAAAUAAACCGUAUCGACAAUUGAAAUUAUAAUGUUCAUAGCAUCCGACCACGCGCGUCUCCACUCUUCCCAGUUACUUCCCAACAACACUAAUGCCUUUGCGACAAACUGAAAACCAAUAUACCUUUUUUUUUUUUUUUUUUUUUGACUCAUCAACAACUUUCAUUAACCAAAGUGAAUACGGAAUUACAACCACACGAUUUUAACCCGACAUACAACGACGAGAUCUAGUAACACCUAAGAUCACUAAGAUGGAUCCUACGCUACCUAAUCGGAACGUCGUUGUAUUUUUCACCACAAUGAAUCGAGUUCAUCCCACAACUCGAGAUGAACCGACUCUUAACCACUAAACUAGACCACUAGAUUAGACCACGGUAACCGCAAACAACAAUGAACCAAGUAGAACCAAAGCCUCAUCUGAGUAUCAAUUCAAGCACAGACUAAUAAUCUCUAAUGAUAAGCAUUCAGCCCAUGAUCAAUAGUACCAACACCAAGGCGCAUAUCAGAUCAGUCCUGGACCACACCGGAGAUCGUUGCCACGGUUCAUAGCCAAAAACCGGUCAUAAAGACCGGACUGAAAGUCGGACCUUGACGGCAGCUGCGGGUUUGGUGUACCUAAUAGUGGCUUGAAGAAGCGCGGAGCUUGUACCACCGGAGCGAAAUACCUCCGACCCCGGCGCUGGGAUGUCAAGCUACGCCACACGUUUCCGACCAAGCCCACCACUCCGGUUGACAACUCCUUCAUAGUGAAGCUCGACGCGCGUAAUCCCCGAGAACCGGAGACCAAACUUCUGAUCACCACCCUUCGUAAAAUCUCCUCCAGCCAAACACCACCGCUCUGGGAAGUGGAUCUAUGGCAGAUGAGGCGUCUCACCGUAGCCACGCGCCGCCGCCGUGAAGAUUGCCCGGAGAUCUGAAAAUGAGAAAACCAGAUCCGGUUGUCUUCAGUCCUAAAAGCCGACUCCUCUCUUCACCGCCACACCUUGGGUCUCGCCGUCUCUCCACGAGGUCUCGGGAACCGCCUCCGUCGAACAACAUCGUCUUCGGAGUUUCUCGAUCUUGCAGAGAAGAUUGCAUAUCAACUAAGGGGAGACGAGAAGAAGAGGAGCAAAGAA
Messenger RNA from Brassica rapa (field mustard), 6524 nucleotides. RefSeq lists its product as uncharacterized. NCBI's taxonomy places the organism in Eukaryota, Viridiplantae, Streptophyta, Magnoliopsida, Brassicales, Brassicaceae. The record is from RefSeq and is a predicted model, not a curated record.